GAGAAGAGGAGACAAGUGGAUCAGCUGGAGGGGAUCCUGAGAGGAAGGAGAUUAUGGUUGCACCUGCAGUGACACAUUGUAACAAGAACUCCUCAUGGAAUCCUACCUCAGGCAGUACUGUACAAAUCUUCUCCGCACGACUGAACCCCGCCUACUGUCACAUGACCAUUCUCACAGGUCCUUCAUCCACUAUAUCAUCUAUACUGCUGAACUCCGCCCCCAAACAUACUGGUCACAUGAUUGUGACAUCAUUACAGGUCCUACACCUGCACCGAAUUGAAUAUAAAGGAAGGGACCUGCUCGAGCGGUUACUGAUCUUCUGUGUGGAGAUCUCUGCUGGACUAUCUACUCCAGCUGACCCCAUUGUCUCCUCUAAUCCUCAAUGAUCCCCAAGGAUGGACAAGGACAGGAAUGAGGUGAUUAAGAGAAUAUUACACUUCACCUUGGAGAUCCUCCACCUGCUGACCGGAGAGGAUUACACCAUAGUGAAGAAGACAUGGGGGGAGUGUGUGGCCCCCAGCAGCCAUCUCCAUGAGUCAGGAGGACAGAGCAGGGCCCGGGGCCCCAUCACGGAGCCUCCACCUCAGUCACUGAUACAUGAGAAGAAGAUCCUAGAACUCAUCCACAGGAUCACUGAGCUGCUGACUGGAGAGGUUCCUAUAAGGUGUCAGGAUGUGGCGGUCUAUUUCUCCAUGGAGGAGUGGGAGUAUGUAGAAGGACACAAGGAUCUGUACCAGGACAUAGUCAUGAUGGAGGAUCACCGGCCCCUCACAUCACAAGAUGGAGUCAUUGAUAGAAAUCCACCCGAGAGGUGUCCCCGUCAUCUGUAUUCCCAGGACUGUCCAGAGAACCAUCAGAGUGAAAAUUUGAUGAAUAUUAAGGUUGAGGUUAUAGAUGAUGAAGAGGAGACGGAUUUGGGGGCCGAUCAGCAGUAUGGAGUCAUGGAUAGAAAUCCACCCGAGAGGUGUCCCCGCCCUCUGUAUUCCCAGGACUGUCCAGAGGGAAAUGUCCCAGAGAAGCAUCAGGGGGGAGAUCUGACUAAUAAUAAAGUGGAGGAUGAAGAAGAGAGGAUGAGCGGCCAUCACCCGUGUAUGAGGGAAGUGAAGGAGGAAAUUCCAGGAGGUGUUACCCCAGAAAUUCCUUUAAAGAAUUCUGAUAGAAACGUCAUUUUAUCGCUAAAUAUUAAAGUAGAAGAUCAGGAUGAUAUGGAGCGCUCCUCAGGAUACGACCUGUCACCUAAUAAUCCCUCUGAACAUGGCGAACCUUCUCCUCACCAACCACACGUUUUCACCAUAAGAUCCGAUCGGAUUCAAUGUGAUGAAUGUGGAAUCGAAUUUAUAAAAAGAUCAGAUCUUUCUAGACAUAGGAGAAUACACACAGGAGAGAAGCUAUUUACAUGUUCAGAAUGUGGGAAAAGUUUUACACGUAAAUCAGUUCUGGUUGUACAUGAGAGAAGUCACACAGGAGAGAAGCCAUAUUCAUGUGCACAAUGUGGGAAAUCUUUUAUACAGAAAUCACAGCUUGUUAUACAUGAGAGAAUUCACACAGGAGAAAAGCCUUUUUCAUGUUCACAGUGCGAGAAAUGUUUUUCAAGUAAAUCCCAUCUUGUUACACAUAAGAGAAUUCAUACAGGCGAGAAGCCAUAUUCAUGUUCAGAAUGUGGAAAAUGUUUUGCAAGGAAGUUGGUUCUGCUAAAGCAUGAAAAACUUCACUCAACGGAGAAACCAUAUUUAGAAUGUGGGAGUAACGCAGACAAACAUGAGAGGAGUCACACAGGAAAGGAGCCAUUUCUAUGUUUAUUAUGUGGGAAAAGUUUCACACGUAAAUCAGUUCUUGUUAUACAUGAGAGAAGUCACACUGGAGAGAAGCCAUAUUCAUGUUCAGUAUGUGGAAAAUGUUUUAUACAGAAAGCACAGCUUGUUAUACAUGAGAGAAUUCACACUGGAGAGAAGCCAUAUUCAUGUUUACAAUGUGGGAAAUGUUUUGCAAGUAAAUCUCAUCUUGUGUCACAUGAGAGAAUUCACACAGGAGAGAAGCUAUUUCCAUGUUCACAUUGUGGGAAAUGUUUUACACGUAAAUCACGUCUUGUAAUACAUGAGAGAAUUCAUACAGGAGAGAAGCCAUUUUCAUGUUCAGAAUGUGGGAAAUGUUUUUUUGCUAAUGACAAACUAAGGAAUCAUCAAAGAAGUCACACAAGAGAGAAACCAUUUUGAUGUUCUAUGUGUGGAAAAAGAUUUACAAGGAAAUUAGUUUUAUUUUCAACCUGAGGAGAGAAUUCACAAAAAGAAGAAACCAUGAAUGUGGGAAAUGUUGUUAGAGGAAAAAUAUUCUUCUCCUACCUGGUUAUCUAUAGACCUUAUUCAGCCAAUAAAUGGUUUAUCUUCUGGGUGGAAUUAGCCUGAAUUUGCUGUUUGUGCAGGAGACGAUUGAAGGGUUCUCAAUAUGGCCGCCGGACAAUCCACGUGGAGUUCCUCUUUAUAAAUAAACAAACAACAACAAUGUUAACAAUUUGCUUUUAUAUCUUCAAGAUACGUUUAGGGCCGUCCCAAGGUUUAAACAGGUUUUUCAGGAGUUUGGAGGGAGAUCGGGUUUGGAAAUAAACUGGAUGAAAUCAUUUCCCCUCCUCAUAGACCAAAGGGCAAAUCAUUCUAAGCUGGGGGAGAAUCGGGGUCCCUCCACUAUUUGGGAAUUAAAGUAACGGCUGAUCCCAUAGAUUAUUUUAAAGAGAAUUUAAAACCUUUGUUGAAUAAAAUGAAAAAAAAAAUUGGAAGUCUGGAACAGACUGACGUUAAAUAUGGCCGAUCGGAUGGCGGUACUAAAAAUGGUGGCGUUGCCCCAGGUUCUUUUUUAUUUUUAUUUUUUUUUAACGCUUCCCCCAUUUGGAUAACUGAUAAAUGGUUCACUCGAAUGGAGAGAUUAAUGAAGACAUUUUUGAGAAAGAGUUAAAAUAUUUAGAAUUAGUAGCCCCCAAUGAAGAGGGGGAUGGGCCUUGUUAUCCCUUAUUUAUAGCGCAAAUAUUAUCUGCUAUAAAACAGAGGGAAUGGGUGGGAAAAAAGGCGUUAAAUAGAGAGACCGAGGGAGAUGUAGUCACAUUACUGGAUCGGAUGCCCUUUCAUCAUCUUUUUUCUAUGCUCAUAUGUUGACCAAGGGUUGGAAUUAUUUAAAAAUAAAAAUAUUAAAAAAAAAUGUAAGAUAAAAGGGGGUGAGAUUUACUCCCAUCUGGUACAACCUAAGGUUGAGUGAAGUUUUGACUGUUCCCGACCCGGUGUUUUGGGAAGGUAGAGGGAUUAGGGUAUUGGAACACAUUAUUGGGGUAAAUGGUUUGAAAUCAUUUAGAGAACGUCAGGAGGAAUUUCGCCUACGAGAAAUGGACAGAUUCAGAUUUUUUCAGAUACAAAGCGCAUAUAGAGGCACUAAAGAGUUAACUUUUUUCGCACUUAAACAUUACACCAUAUUUAAUGAUGUAAGAACACUGGAAGAUUUAGAUAAGAAAAUUAGAUUUUAUAAAAUAUUACAACAUGAAGUCACUAAAAAAGUAAAAGAUGAAUUUAAGAAGAAAUGGGAGAAGUCACUGGGAGUAAUCACGGACGGCAGCGCGUAAAAGUAACGGCACUGUCUAUACAGAAUUCUUCUACAGUGUAGAUUAUUUCAGUUAAACAUUUCGCAUAAGGUUUAUUCCACGCCGGUUGGUUUAAAGAAAAUAGGUGACUGGCGGGAUGAUAGGUGUCCAAGAUGUUGGGCAGAGGGAGCAGAUUUUGGUCAUAUUAUGUGGGGUUAAUAUAUUCUGGCAAGAAAUAUUUGGGUUUUCUCCUCUACAGGUGUUAUUGGGUGUUCAGGAAGGGGGUAGAGAACAAGGGGCUCUAAGUUACUUAUUCUGAGGGUCUGGUUAUCUUCGGAGGUCCCAAGUAGUGGACAUUGGAAGAACUUGGUUGAUAAAAUUAUGAAAUAUAAAAAAAAGCAACAGUCAAGGAUAAGUAAGAUCUGGAAUAGUUGGAGAUGAGAAGAGAGAAACAAAUUAAUAUAUAAAUCCUGAGGAAUAAAUAGUCGGG
Messenger RNA from Hyla sarda, 4049 nucleotides. Its product is annotated as gastrula zinc finger protein XlCGF57.1-like. NCBI's taxonomy places the organism in Eukaryota, Metazoa, Chordata, Amphibia, Anura, Hylidae. The record is from RefSeq and is a predicted model, not a curated record. Bases 396 to 2213 code for a protein of 605 amino acids. Gene Ontology annotation, biological process: regulation of DNA-templated transcription. The transcript is spliced from 9 exons.